This is a messenger RNA of Aspergillus eucalypticola CBS 122712, 808 nucleotides long. Its product is annotated as NAD-dependent epimerase/dehydratase. Gene Ontology annotation, molecular function: NAD+ binding; UDP-glucuronate decarboxylase activity. Gene Ontology annotation, biological process: D-xylose metabolic process. The record is from RefSeq and is a predicted model, not a curated record. The coding region runs from base 1 to 726 and encodes 241 amino acids. Lineage: Eukaryota; Fungi; Ascomycota; Eurotiomycetes; Eurotiales; Aspergillaceae. Gene Ontology annotation, cellular component: cytoplasm. The transcript has 4 exons.
AUGCCUGCAUAUGUAUCUACAAGCCUGAUCUAUCAUCUGGCCUGCCCUGCAAGCCCCGUCAAGUACCAGACGCACCCGGUUGACACCAUUAACACAGCCUAUAUGGGAGCAAAGACUUUGCUCGAUCUGGCACGACAACAUAACGCUCGUAUCUUGUUAUCGAGUACCUCGGAAGUCUAUGGGGAUCCACAAGUGCACCCUCAGCCCGAAUAUUACUGGGGAAAUGUCAAUCCAUUCGGCCCCCGUUCAUGCUAUGACGAAGGUAAACGCGCUGCCGAAGCUCUAGCCUACUCCUAUAUCCAGGAAUAUAGCGUUGAUGUCCGGAUUUCACGCAUUUUCAACGCAUAUGGGCCCUACAUGCACGCGAGAGAUGACCGAGUCGUGUCGAACUUCGUGACUGCUACGAUUUCUGGGCAACCUAUCAUCAUUACCGGUAACCACACAGGUCCGAUAAAUAUUGGGAAUGAUAGGGAAACCACGGUAGAGCACCUUGCUAACAUGGUACGGGCGCUAGUUUAUAGGCUAACUGGACGCCAAUCGCCUCCAGCGCUCAAACGUCCGCGACCGGAAGAUGAUCCCAGCAGGCGGCAACCUGAUAUUGGUUUGGCACGCCGGCUUUUGGACUGGGGGCCUGUCAUUUCUCUAGAAGAGGGUCUGCUGAAGACAAUCCAGUGGCAUAUGAGCUUGGAGCGCCUAGACCGAGCAGAGCAUUAUUCGAAAAUAUAGGGUGUGUUCUUAGGCAUCUGGUCAGAUUAGGAUCAAUAUGGACCUCCCAUAUGAUCAGAUGCAGAUCUGCUGAACUUUUACU